AUGUCGGAUUCAGAUUCAUCAGAGGGCGAGAUGGGCGGCAUGUUCUCCGAACCCGCAGGGUUCAACCCCCCACCCCCCGAGCCAACCUUCGAAAUCUUUACUCGUGCAGCAAAGGACAAGCAGCCCCAUGAGAUGAAGUUGCGUCUUGUCGGAUCCCACCCUCUCUGGGCCCAUCACCUUUGGAACGCCGCCAAGGUCUUUGCCGACUGGAUGGACGACCACCCCCAGUAUACUACUGGCAAGAACGUUCUUGAGAUUGGUGCUGGCGCCGCUCUCCCCGGUUUCGUAGCUGCCGUCAAUGGUGCCACCAAGGUUGUGAUCACGGACUAUCCCGACAACGAUCUGAUCGCUAACAUCCAAUACAACGCAGAUAACAUUGUCCCCGAGCUCACAAAGGAGGGCAAGGUCAUCGUUCAAGGAUAUCUCUGGGGAAGCAACACCCGUCCCCUUCUCGCCCACCUGAACCCUACCACCAACCCAGAUACCACCAACUCAACACCAUCAGCAGCAGCACCCAAGGAACUGUUCGAUACCAUCAUCCUCUCAGAUCUUCUCUUCAACCACUCUCAACACCGAGCGAUGCUCAAGACCUGCAAGGAGACAUUGAAGCCCGGUACUGGUCGUGCCUUUGUCUUCUUCACGCAUCAUCGUCCAUGGUUGGCCGACGCCGACAACAAGUUCUUUGAGAUCGCCGCUGCUCCCGUGAUUGACCCUCCAGAGGGAGACGAGUCUUCGGAUGAUGAGAGGGACCUUGGCGGAUUCGGGUUCAAGGUCGAGAAGGUUGUCGAGCACAGAAUGACGCCCAUGUUCCUUGAGGAUCCUGGUAGCGAGGAAGUUCGUGGUACCGUCCAUGGAUACAUCCUUUCCUUGCAGUAA
Molecule: messenger RNA, 876 nt
Organism: Linnemannia hyalina
Lineage: Eukaryota; Fungi; Mortierellomycota; Mortierellomycetes; Mortierellales; Mortierellaceae
Source: the annotation of a GenBank genome assembly